Acipenser ruthenus (sterlet) is the source of this 8132-nucleotide messenger RNA. RefSeq names its product leucine-rich repeat and fibronectin type-III domain-containing protein 2-like. NCBI's taxonomy places the organism in Eukaryota, Metazoa, Chordata, Actinopteri, Acipenseriformes, Acipenseridae. The record is from RefSeq and is a predicted model, not a curated record. The coding region runs from base 817 to 3117 and encodes 766 amino acids. Gene Ontology annotation, cellular component: cell surface; postsynaptic density membrane. The transcript is spliced from 5 exons. Gene Ontology annotation, molecular function: protein binding.
ACCUGCGGUUUAAUUGCCAGCACGCGCUGUGCUGUCUAGUUGUGCCAUCUAGAGUGCUUUCCGGAGAUCACUGCAGCGGAGUCUUUCUCCACCUCUCGCGCGCAGCCCCUCUCAGUUGAUCUCUCUGCGAGGCAUAUUAGUGUGCGUUCGUGUAAUAUAUAAUGAACUUGAAAAUUAAGGGUUCCAGCUUGUUUGCACUAUCUUGUGGAGAUCUGGGAGCACGUCCUGUCCUGUACAGUCGGCGGCUGCUAAAGUUUCCAAUGGCUUAAAUAACUGUAAAACAAUGCACGCAUAGUUAUAAUUGUCAAUAAUUUGGAGGAAAAAAAAUUGGAUUCUAGUGUUUGUUUAUUGGAAUAUACGAAUGGAACUACGAAGGUUUUGAACCUGGAAUUGGGAACAAACUACACAGCAGUGUUUGCAGGCUGACGCUGCCUCUGAUUAUCAAUUUUCCAUGUCAUCAGUUUCCUUAGGAUUCUGGAAAGGAUGGACCUCGUUGGAUUGUGAGUUUAUAUGUUUUGUGUAAAAGCUGAAAGAUGCGCAAUAACAGUAACCCUACUGGCAUACAAAGGAUACACAGUCGUUUACAAAGGUGAGAGAGUCACCUAAUGAAGUGUGGGGUACCCUACAGCACAUGACAUUGCAUCACGUGACACCAAGAGAUAAGAGAUAAAGGAGCUAAUGCGCAGUUCAUCAGCGCAGUGUUGAAGGUUGGAACGUCAAACUUCACAAAGCACAGCCAGCACGUAAGAGGACUCAAGGUGCGAGUGGCCCUAUGGCAGAAUACUGCACAAUAUAGGUCCCAGUGCAUGAUCUACCAUGGACAAAGUGCUCUGCAGCCUCCUGAUUCUCGGAACAACAGCGAUGAUGGUCCACGCGUGUCCUAAAUACUGUGUCUGCCAGAACCUGUCAGAGUCUCUGGGCACACUCUGUCCUUCCAAGGGCCUCCUGUUUGUGCCUCUGGACAUUGACCGCAGGACUGUGGAGCUCCGCUUGGGUGGCAACUACAUCAUCAGAAUCACCCAGCAGGACUUUGCUAACAUGACAGGGCUGGUAGACCUGACAUUGUCCCGGAACACAAUCAGCUCCAUCCAGCCCUUCUCCUUUGUCGACCUUGAGACCCUGCGAUCCCUUCACAUGGACACCAACCGGCUAACAGAGAUAGGGGCCGAUGCCUUGAGGGGACUGUUCAACCUGCAGCACCUGAUUCUCAACAACAACCAGCUGAGCCGCAUCUCAGAUGAAUCCUUUGAGGACUGCCUGUUGACCCUGGAGGACCUAGACCUCUCGUACAACAACCUCCAGGGUGUCCCAUGGGAAUCCAUCCGCAAGAUGGUCAACCUGCAUCAGCUCAGCUUGGACCACAACCUUAUUGAUUACAUAGCAGAGGGUACCUUCACUGAUCUCCAAAAGCUGGCCAGGUUGGACCUGACCUCCAACCGGCUUCAGAAGCUGCCCCCUGAUCCCAUCUUCGCCCGCUCACAGAACAACGUGGUGCUGACAACCCCUUACGCCCCUCUCUUGACUCUCAGCAUCGGGGGGAACCCUUUGCACUGCAACUGUGAGCUCCUGUGGCUCAGGAGACUGGACCGGGAGGAUGAUAUGGAGACCUGCGCUUCCCCUCCAAGCCUCAAGGGUCGGUACUUCUGGUAUGUGAAAGAGGAGGAGUUUGUGUGUGAGUCGCCCCUGAUCACCCAGCACACCCACAAGCUCCUGGUGCUGGAAGGCCAGACAGCAAGCCUCAAGUGUAAAGCCAUAGGAGAUCCACCACCGGUCAUCCACUGGGUGGCUCCCGAUGACAGGCUGAUCGGAAACUCCUCCAGGGCAACAGUCUAUGACAACGGCACUUUGGACAUUAUGAUCACCACCUCCAAGGACUACGGCACCUUCACCUGCAUCGCUGCCAAUGCCGCUGGGGAGUCCACCGCUUUCAUUGAGCUCUCCAUCAUCCAGCUACCACACCUCAGCAAUGGUACUGGCCGAACCUCACAACCCAAGUCCAGGCUCUCGGACAUCACCAGCUCAGCCAAGACCAAUAAGGGGGAGGACAAGAGCCCGCCAGAGAGGGUGGUGUCCGUGUCAGAGGUGACGUCAGUCUCUGCCUUGGUCAAGUGGUCAGUCAGCAAAGCAGCACCCAAGGUUAAAAUGUACCAGAUCCAAUACAAUUGCUCCGAAGAUGAAGUCUUAAUUUACAGGAUGAUUCCAACAGCAAGCAAAGCCUUCCUUGUGAACAAUCUGGUGUCUGGAGUUCAGUAUGACCUGUGUGUCCUGGCAAUAUGGGAUGACACAGCCACCACUCUCACAGCCACCAACGUGGUGGGGUGUGCCACAUUCAUUACCAGAGAGGACUACCCGCACUGCCAGUCUCUACAAAGCCAGUUCCUGGGCGGAACCAUGAUCCUGAUCAUUGGAGGGAUCAUCGUGGCCACCCUGCUUGUCUUCAUCGUCAUCCUGAUGGUCCGGUAUAAGGCAACCAGCAGCACCAAUUCUGGGAAGUUACCAGAUGUCAGUAACACUUACUCGCAGACUAACGGGGGUCAUACUGUCCAAAAUGGGGUGUUGCCUCAAGUGAAGCCCAAAGUGGUAGUGCGAGACGAGCUAAUGGAAUUUAACUGUGGCUCUUUGCACAGCAGCUUGUCCUCAUCCUCUAGCUCGCUGGUCAGUAGAGACUGUGACGAUUACAGCCUCCACAGUGACAGGAGCACCCUCUCCAACAAGUGGAGACCAGUUUCCAGGUCUCAGCACAACUUGGACCACCUUUUGGGGGCCUUCACCUCUCUGGAACUGAGGGGUCAGAGGCGAGAGGAUGUUCCGACUGAUUCCAGGAACUCCAUUCUUGCCCCGCACUCUGACAAGGAGCCCCUACUGGGCCGUGGGGAGACCAAGCUCAGAAGCUUUCUCACAUUACCUUUGGAGAGCAAGCCCAAGCGGAGCCACUCCUUCGACAUGGGGAACUUUGUCACCACCCAGUGCUGCAGCUAUCCCAAAAAGAUCACAAACAUCUGGACUAAGAGGAGCCUCUCGGUCAAUGGAAUGCUCCUGCAGUAUGAUGAGGGUGACCUGGCAGGGAGCAAAGUGAACUCCGGGAGCUCUGAAUGGGUCAUGGAAAGCACUGUCUAAUGCUCAGUCGCUGGGUCUUCUGGUCAAAUCAAUAAGGGAAAAUAAAAAGUGGGACACCUUGGCAUCCUACACCUGUAGUGCAUGAAGACCAUCAGUGUGUAACAUCUGUUGACCCCUGUUCCUUUAGAAUUAUUUUUAAUGACAGUGCAUUGAAUCAAGCGCUCAACUUGGGAAGCAUAAAGACAGAUUAUGUAUACUACCAAGGACUGUAGGGUGACCAAACAUUGUUAGCCAGUUGUACGUUUUUGAAAUGCCUGCACACAAAAAAAAUGUCCUAAUGUCUAUCUUCAGAGAAGUCUCAUUUGGGGUCAAGGGGUGGUUUUGAAAGGCAUUGUUUAAGAAGGGGAAUAGAAUGGAUGAUAUCAAUAAACUUGGAUUGCAACAAAGAAAAUCCUAAAAUGAAAUCUGAUGCAGAUUGGGAUGGUUCAGUUAAAGCGAAUUAAGGCAAAUCACUACUGUAUGUGUAGUAUAAAUAAAAAAUAUAUUUUUGCCUGCAAAAAGAAACUAAGUUGAAAUUGAUUUCCAAGUCAUGCUUUCCUGUGAAUAAGGUCCAUUGAGAGUGGUGGCUGCAAAGUAUCUGGUUAAGAUCUGGAGAUUUGAAUUUCCCUUACUGCAAAUGCAUGAAGAAUGAAAAACAAUUGUAGAUGCCUACCUGCCCCUUUAAAGACCAUUUGUGUUGAUCUAAAGUUGUGGCUACUCUCAUCCUUUCCUUAUUGUGUGCUUGUAAAACAAAACACCUGCUGGAACGUUGAACGUGACGACGCCCUCCUCUAAUCCCAAAGGUAUUUGGAUGUAUUUGAAAUGCAUUCUGAGCCAACCAAAAUCUCCACCAAUGGUUUCUGGAAAACGCAUCCUUGUAAAUUAUUCCAUCAACCAAAAUUCAGUCAGAUACAUGAAUAUGUAUUUAUUUAUUUAUUUAUUUAUUUAUUUAUUUAUGUGUUAUUUUUUAUUAAGAUCUGCAGCACAGCAUGAGAAAAGUAAACCAAUCGCACGCUACAUGAAUGGCACACAUGUAGAUGAAAGUCAUGGUUCAAGGACAUGGUAAGACAAAUGGAAUAACACUUGUAAGAUAUCUGUUAAAAAAAAACUAAUGAAACUGACACCAAGUUAAUAUGUUUUCAGUUAUCAGCUAAUUUGAUUAAAACCUUUUUGUUAACUGGACUGUUCUUAUUUUUUUUUUACAAAUCUUCUGUAUUUCUCCUAUGAAGCACAAAUAUUCUUCAGAUAUCUUCAAUCAACAUUCAUGGGGUUUCCAUGCAAGUUUUUUUUUUUUUUUUUAACUCAAGACAUUUACACUAGAAAAUUGUCUCGUCUAAAAUGCUUUUUUGGGUUUCCGUUCGCUCAGUUUAUUUUACUCGAGUAAACUGGGCUUUUCACCCGACGUCAUGCAAAUGAAUGGGAAAGGUGGGGGGUUGAUAUGUAAAUUAGCUAUGUGUAAAGUACUCGUGCUGUUUUUGAAGAUUACUAGUGAAAUUUUGUGAAAAUGUGGUUUCCAUGCGCAGAGACCUGGUACACGAGUGAAUCUAAGCACCUGUAAUAAAGCAAAAUGCCUCGUACCUGGUUGGUUAAUAAUGUGUUUUACUGCUCUUACCCAAAUUGUUUUUCAAAUGUCAUUAGUGGGGUGUCAUGUCGUUAGUAGUGAAUACUGUUUCAACUAAUUUAUCUUACGACUCAUUAAUUAAAAAUAAACUCGACGGUAUAAAAUGAAACUGACCAACAGGUAUUGCAGAUAACCAUAGCUGAAAACUGGCGGAGACGUUAUAUAUAUACUUUUGCAAGGCACUGUAUAUAUAUAUAUAUAUAUAUAUAUAUAUAUAUAUAUAUAUAUAUAUAUAUAUAUAUAUAUAUAUAUAUAUAUAUACAUACAGUAUAUAUCCCUUUCAUUCAGGCAAUACAGCAGGGGAUCAGGUGAUGCAACGUGUACUACCCUGGCUCUGAUUUAGAAACCACUACCGCCCGGACGGCUGACCGCUGCUGAGGAGCAUUCAACACCACGCUUGGGCAAAUACGGGUAGUGGGCACUUGAAAGGGAGGUGGCGGAUACUGAUGAAACGGACUGAAGUGCAGCAUUACUUUGUUCCCAAAAUUGCCACUGCCUGCUGUAUCCUGCACAAACUCUUGUCAACAGCAAAAUGAGGUGUUCAGGAAUCAGUGGCUGCCUGUGAGACAGACGGGGAAGGUUACCAGUGUUGCCAAGUCUCACAAGAAAAAAAAAAAAAGCGACACUGCCUUUCAAAACAAGCCCAAAACAAGCGAACCCAUGUUAGAGUAUAGGUGUUUAUGCAAGUUCCAACCAGUGACUCUCAAAAACAAGCCCAAUUCUGCUUAUUAUAAGCAGACUUGGCAACUGUGAAGGUUACCUUAGGCGUCAGUUUCAAUUGGACAGCAGAUCUGAGAUUCUCUCCUUUAUUUUAAGUUGUGUUGGAUUUACUGUUGUGUUAAAUAUUAAUGAUGCAAACAAAUAAAACACAGUCAAUACAUUAAUUUUCAAUUUUAUUUGGUCAGUUCUGAGAAGACAUCAAAAACUUGUUGAAUGUUGUUGCGCUGUUUUGGGCGAUCGAGCUGGCUCAUGACAUCCAGUUCACAAACUAUAUUUAUUAACGUGGUAGGCAGACACGCGUUGUCUUUGGACAUAGCUGAGAACAAAAAAAGGACAGGAAUCAAUCCAGUUAGACAUUUAAGCAGCAAGGGUAUUCUCAAACAGCUGCAUUAAUAUAACAUGGGCAUAACGCAGUUCAUGGUAAGUGGUUUUAUACUGAACUUUAAACCGACAAGGGAUAUACAACAUGACAGACCAGACACAGCAAAAAACAAUAAUAAAAAAGCAGCCCGCAUUAUCAUUAAUGUGAACUACUCCAUUGCUAACCAUAAAAUCGCCCAUCAGCCACUACUUUCUGCCGUCUUGGAACCCACAGUAACAACUGACCUGAUCCCUUGCAAUAUUUAUAGUUAAGGAAAACACGCUCAUUAACAUUUACACGUGAAAUGCGGGUUUCCAUGCGAAACUGGGCGUGGUUUUCCCGUGUGUUUGGUCAUUUACACGAGUAAAUGGAAUUUACCCUAUCCCUCUCUUUGGCCGUUUUUUUGGCCACAAACCUGAUUUACCCGAGUAAUUCUCUAAAACAUGCACGUGCAUCGCCAUUUCACUUGUAAAUUAACCUGCAUGGAAACCCCAUGAUUCUUAAUGAUAGCCUCUGUGUUUCUCUGAAUUAGUUACAUUUCAUUCCAUUUACUUUUAUUGUGUAUUAAUUAAUUGAUGGGUUACUGGCUGUAAUGUUCUGUAUAUUCCAUAUGUUGUACAAUAAUUAAGUAUGAUGAGAAACUGUACAGUACUAUUUCUUUCUGUUUGUGUACGUAGGGGGGUGGGGUACUAUAUCUUAUUGUUACAUGAAUGUGUAUUUGAUCCUGCAUAGUCAUAUUUCUCACCUGGAGUUGUAGAAAAAACUUUCUGUGGUUAAAAAUUUUUUUUGCUACCAAACGAUAAACAUCAAGAAUUCCCCCAAAACAAAAAACCUUACGUGUGUGCAAAUUAUUUCAUAACAUUCCAAAGUUUACCGGCAGGCUACAGUACUGUGGCCCAUAUACCUUUUUGACAGUGUUAUGAAAAGUGUUAUGACAACUAUCUGUGCUAAUUAUCUGUGCUGUGCUGUUUGUUUUACUCUUUAGCCUGACAUACUCUAUACUUGAUGGAUGUGUUUACAUCUCCAGAUUAGUGAAGGGAUUUUCACAGAUCAAACCAUUUUACUGUAAUAUGCUCUCCCAAUCCACCUCAGCACUGUCCUUAUUAGAAAAUCAAGGAGACAGGCACCUGCUCCAGCCUGAAAUAAGACGUUAAUUCAUAAUCUGUCAGAAAAGAUGCUUACUCCAACACUACAGCUAUGGCCACAAGUUUUGCAUCAACCUAUAGAAUUAACAAAUUUUGCUUCAUAAAGUCAAAUGAAACCUGCUGAAUAAUGUUACGUUAACAUAUUGAAUUAUAUACCUAUUUGUAGUUUUACAUAUACUUAACGAAAAACUGACAAAACUUAACAGGAAAUACUGUACUACUAUUAUGGCUUCAGGUAGACUUUUGUGGUAUCCUUUUGUAGUAUCCUUCGGUAGUUUCUUUGGUUACAUGAUGUUAAAUAAAAUAUCUAAAUGAUGUUCAUAUGUGUGUUUUUUUUUGUUUUUUUUAAAUUAUGAAUUCUAGGUGAUGCAAAACUUUUGGCCAUAGCUGAGAGUGGAUGCCACAGGAUGCCUGAUUGUCUGCUUGCAUAACAUUGGAAUGUUGCCUGUUCUUUUUAAUUUCACAUCACAAAAUGUUUCGGGUCAGAUAGAGGAGCUACAAUAGGCUAACGUAACAUUUAUUUUCCUGUGUUUGUUAAGCAGGGUUCUGCUUAAGAUCUGGCAAUUUAUACCUGCCCCAUUCCUGUUUGAUUUUUUUUUUGCACUGUAUUUUUGCAAUUUUCCCAUGGUUAUAUUGUGCUUUUACCAUAGUUUACCAUGGUUUGCCAUGCUUAUCAAUCUGCUCUACUAUGCCUUGCUGGUCUUUAAAAUGCUUCCCUAAGCAUUACCAUGCUUUCACUGUGCAUUAUUACACUUUGCUAUGCUUUUUAUGGUAAUCUUGUAUAAUGGCAUGGACAUUGUCAUUGCUUGCAUCAUUUGCUGCACCUAGUCACUGAAGUGCAUGCUGUGUAAAGAACACAGCCAUAGCACUUUGGAAUACAGGGCAUGCAUAACCUUUUAUUAUCACAGUAAAAAAUGGGUAACCACCAAUUGUUUCACAUCAUUGAUAUAAUCUUUUGCACCUUGUGUUCAGGAAAAAUACACUGCUGUAUUUGUUUCCCAAUUUUGAUCUUCCCAUGAAUUUUCAAUGAAAUGUGUUGAGUUUCUUGGGAAUAGGCGAGAUUUAAGAGAACAUGAGAUAUGCUGGAGGAUUAGUAAGAGGAUUCAAUGUUUUCUUACAAUGAAGUAAUAGGAAAUUAGUAAUUCGUUGUGUCUAUUUGCUGAUAUAUAUAUAUAUAUAUAUAUAUAUA